CACCCGGGGCUUUGUUACGUCGUCGCCAACGCCACGCAACUGGCCGCGAGCGCGUCCCGGCCGCUGCAGCCCGGAGCGGGGUGCCAGCCGCCGCCGCCACCGCCAUGGUGUCCCCGGUCACUGUGGUGAAGAGUGAGGGACCCAAGCUGGUGCCCUUCUUCAAGGCCACCUGCGUGUAUUUUGUGCUCUGGCUGCCCUCAUCCAGCCCGUCGUGGGUCAGCGCCCUCAUCAAGUGCCUGCCCAUCUUCUGCCUCUGGCUCUUCCUUCUGGCCCAUGGCCUAGGAUUCCUGCUGGCCCAUCCCAGCGCCAUCCGCAUCUUUGUGGGGCUCGUCUUCUCCGCAGUAGGCGAUGCCUUCCUCAUCUGGCAGGACCAGGGCUACUUUGUGCACGGUCUGCUGAUGUUUGCUGUGACCCACAUCCUCUACGCCUCGGCCUUUGGCAUGCGGCCACUGGCUCUUCGGACAGGUCUGGUGAUGGCAGUGCUGUCGGGCCUGUGCUAUGCCUUCCUCUACCCGGGCCUCUCAGGUGCCUUCACCUACCUGGUGGGGGUCUAUGUGGCCCUUAUCGCCUUCAUGGGCUGGCGUGCUAUGGCAGGGCUACGGCUGGUCGGGGCAGCCUGGCGCUGGACUGAGCUGGCGGCGGGCAGCGGUGCACUGCUCUUUAUCAUCUCAGACUUGACCAUCGCCCUUGACAAGUUUUGUUUUCCUGUGCCCUACUCUCGGGCACUCAUCAUGUCCACCUACUAUGCUGCCCAGAUGCUCAUCGCCCUGUCAGCUGUCGAGAGCCGGGAGCCAGUGGAAGACUACAGACUGCGCAAGGCCAACUGAGGGGCCAGGGUCUGGUCACCCCUCUCUCCUCCUGGGGCUGGGGUCCAGAACCUGGGAACCUGCAAGAGCUGGAUCAGAUGGCUACAGGACCAGACUGGGGAAGCAGGUGCCACUGGGGAAGUGUACAAGUUUGAGGGAGUCAACAGGAAGAGGAUCCCUCUAGCAAAGCUUAGUGGUCCAGGACAAUGCUGAGAGCUAGAAAGAGCCAAAAGUAGCCAUCUCCCCACCUCCACCCCAUCGGGACUGUCAGAGCCCCUCUGGAGGGCAAUGGUGCUCAGCUUCUUGACCUCCCCCUACUUCUGCUAGAUGGAAGAGUCUUACUCACCCACUCCCACUCUUUCUAACCUGCACAGAGUUGGAAGAGGGGAGAAGUCUGUGCUGAGAUGACCUGGGCCCAGGGCUUGAAGCCCCUUUCACAGGCCUCUCGUUGGGAAGACUGGGUGAAGGUGGAGUCUUCUUUUCCCUCCUCUAUCCUUGUUACUUGAACAAUCUCAGUCUCUAAGUGGUGGGUGGGAAGGUGAAGGGGUGUCUGUCCAGGUAGGCAAGACUGGGGACCUGUUUGGCCUGAGAGCUUGGGGUACCAAGGAUUCAAGUUGGUCUCGUCUCUCUCAAAGGCCAGCCCAGGGCUCAGGCCCCAAACCACCACCCUCAGACCCUAUCCCCAGGGCUAGGGUGAACCAUGCCAAAGGAAGGGGCCAGCUGUGUGUGUGUGCGCGCGUGCGUGUGUGUGUGCACGGGUGCACGUCUGUAGUUUGUCUCUCAGCCCUUCUAUGUCUUUCUCUGCCAUAUGUCUCUAUCCUGCUGUCUGUUAAAGUCUUACAGGGAGAGGGCUUCAGGGAGCUGCUGAGGGGGUGCCGCGCCUAGCUCAGUGAGCUGGGACCCCCACGCCUCCCCCUCCACUCAGUGCUUUCCUGCCUGCCCCUCCUGCACUGGGAGCAAGAGGAGGGGGCUCCAAUGACACUCUAGGGUCAUAAGACCUAAGGCACAUGCAAUGCAAGGGGAGCAAGGAUGGGACAACUCCAUCCUUUACUUCCCAUAUAAAAAUAAAAAUAAAAAUCAAGGGCAACUGGUUGCCCUGCUUGUCUA
Molecule: messenger RNA, 1913 nt
Organism: Diceros bicornis minor
Lineage: Eukaryota; Metazoa; Chordata; Mammalia; Perissodactyla; Rhinocerotidae
Gene: TMEM86A
Product: transmembrane protein 86A
Exons: 3
Coding region: 105-827 (240 amino acids)
Cellular component (GO): membrane
Source: RefSeq, a predicted model, not a curated record